UGCAUGUGAGCCGUUGGAUUGUCUUGGACGGUGGAUAUUACUUGACUGCACGCUGGUGCCUUCACGGUGUGAAGGCAGAGGAUCCUAAUCCCCACCAACAGAAUUAUGCUGACAUCCACGCACCCGUCGGCUACUAUGUGUUUGGAUUCGGAUAUCGCGACAUGGAUGGUACCAAGGUGCACAAGGCAUGGAGGUCCAAUUAUGCUGACCAAGGCUAUGGCGAGGGCGAUGUCCUCGGGUUCUACAUUCAUCUUCCUGAUGGAGAGCUGUAUGAGCCCAAGCAGCCUUUCCUGGUUCACUACAAGGGGCUUCCUUUCCGCGCUGAAGCUCCCAAGGCGGCUGAGCAGAAGACGCCGGAUCCAGUUCCUGGUAGUGAGAUAUGCUACUUCAAGAAUGGGGUAUGCCAGGGCACUGCUUAUAGAAUGCAGCUAGCGAGGCGACGGUGGUCGUGACUCCGGCGGUGAAGGGCAGUGGCCGGCCCAGAGCUCGGCGGGCCGAGGCAGGAGAGGCAGCGCACGGGCUCGGGGCGGAGCGAGCUCAAGACGUGGUUCUCCAGACUACUUCACGCCGGGGCAGCGGGGUCGGCGGCGGCAUUAGCAGCGGCGGGGAACGGGUUGUCAUCGAGGAGGCUAAGGAGCUCGUCGGCCGUGGAGAU
Messenger RNA from Oryza sativa Japonica Group (Japanese rice), 655 nucleotides. Its product is annotated as protein TRAUCO. The record is from RefSeq and is a predicted model, not a curated record. Gene Ontology annotation, cellular component: Set1C/COMPASS complex. NCBI's taxonomy places the organism in Eukaryota, Viridiplantae, Streptophyta, Magnoliopsida, Poales, Poaceae. Gene Ontology annotation, molecular function: transcription cis-regulatory region binding.